Myripristis murdjan (pinecone soldierfish) is the source of this 3462-nucleotide messenger RNA. RefSeq names its product small nuclear ribonucleoprotein-associated protein B'. The transcript is spliced from 6 exons. The record is from RefSeq and is a predicted model, not a curated record. Bases 203 to 802 code for a protein of 199 amino acids. NCBI's taxonomy places the organism in Eukaryota, Metazoa, Chordata, Actinopteri, Holocentriformes, Holocentridae.
CUUCACAAAGAAAUCCCAACCUGGGAUGUAUCCGGUCUGCCGGAGCCGCCAUUUCAAAGCCGUUAACGAGCGAAAGACAACAGCCGGAUAUUUUGUACAUCUUUUUUUUUAAUUAUUAUUUUUCUAAGAAUAUUUAUUUUUCAUAGCAAGUAGAUAAACUCCUUUUUCUUACUUUUCUGGACCUACCUCGCUUGCAGCACCGAUGGAAAUGGACGCAGACACAGAAGAACAGGUGAAAGAAACUCUAGAGACUUCCCAGGAUGAAUUGCGGGAGCCAGCACCAGAAAACAAAGCCAGGGGUCGUGGGUUUAAGGGCCGCGGGAGAGGCGGUCGGAUGAAUCGAGGCAACAUGCGUGGUGGCCGGGGAAUGAUGAUGAAAGGCUUUGGCCCACCCGGACAUGGAAGAGGUCGAGGGAGGGAAGAAAUGAAUGGACUUGGACCUAUGAGGAGGGGGAUGGGGAGGAUGCGGCCGUACCCCGACAUGAGAGGCCAACGAGGAGGCAGAGGGGGACCAAUGGGCAUGGGCCCUCCUCCACCCCCACCACCACCCAUGCAUCUCAGAGGGCCCUUCCCACCCAUGCACAGACAUGGACCCCCUCCACCUCACCCCUUGGGUCACCCUGGUUUCAGAGGGCGCCCACCACACCCUCGAGGGCGAGGCAUGCCGCCCCCCGGGCCUCCACGCCACUUCCACCCCAGAGGCCCGAGAGGCUACCACAAUGGACCGGUCUCUCCUCCGCAUCACCCCCCACCUGGCAGAGGCCAGAGGUGGCCAGGGCCCCCUGGUGGCCGACGCUUUUAACACAGCCUGCCCUAAAACAAUAACCAAGCCCUUGUUCCAUAGAAGGGGGGCCUACAGAGGUGUAAAGAGUGACAAGCCCCUGACAUGUGUCAUAAAAAAGACUUUGAAUAUCUUUCUGAAACACUCUGUGGCCAAAUGUCUGGUUAUUGAUACUGUCAACUGGCAAAGACAUAAUGUGAAAAUGACUAACUAUAACAGAGGACACAAAAAAUGCCUCAUAUCGUAACAAUGUAAAGGCAUUCUCACUUUCUGUUACUUAUGUCGUUAGUGAAAUACUGUUGGUACUGUAGGGCAAUAUUUUCUAUUGUUGAGAAAAAAGGCUAGUUCAAACAAGGUUGCCACUGAAACCAUAAAGGAGGAAAAAUUUUGUGAUUAAAGUUCAUUAAAUGUUCUGUGGUUCUUGUGGCAGUCACCCUGUGAGCCUUAAGAAAUUUUUCCUGAUUCUUUAUAAAGAAUAAAUGGGUGACAAUGUGUGUGACUAAGGGGUUAAAAGAGAAAAAAGAAAAAAAAGACACUAUACAAGAGUGCACAACAGCCCUCAAGCACCAGUGUUUAACUAGUUUAUUACACCUUGGACCUCCCAAACGUUUCCUUUUGUUACAUGGAGAUAGUUUUGUAUUAUAACCUCACCAGGCACUACAGCAAAUAUUGUUUAACAGACUCACACUUUUUUCAAGUGAUACGACAAUAUUUCACAUGUCAAGUAUUCAUGAAUAUUAAAUGUUAUAUUUUAUAUCAUUAAUGUGCAGCUAUUUUAAGUUAUGAGUAUUGCUGUUUGGAACAUUCAUGUUUGUGUUCAGCAGUUUAUUGUGUAACAACAAAAAGAAAAAAGAAAACAUUACAAAUGAAUAGUAUACUGAAAAUAUCUAUCUAGUAGCUUUUAUAAAUGAAAGCAAAUUCCAUUUAAGUAUUUGCUUCACUUAAGUAUAAGAAAUUACUAUUUACUGUGUUUAGUUUUUUGAAGUGUUACAAAUACUCUUUAUUUACUGUAAUUAACAUAACUUUUGUGAAUUUGUGAUUGUGUUUUAUGAGAACCGUCGAGAGCUAUGACAUAGUCAUGAAGAAACAAAAUAAAAGUAAAAAUAAACUCAGCUUCUCUUUUUUUAUUGUUUAUUCACGAUCAAGUCUGAGAAUUGUCAUUGCAGCUUUAGACGUGAUCUGUAAUAUAGCAAAGAGAAUGUCAAAAUACUGCACAGCUACACUAACAUUAUUUGUGUUUUUACUUAACUAUUUGCUGAGAUAUUUGAAAGAAACUGCACAUUUGAUCACCUAUUCCAAGUAGAGACUGCUACAGACUUUCACAUAAUUAAUAUUUUUACAGCACUUUUCUUGCCAAGUCUGGAGGACCAAGAGCCGUUAAUGAAAUAAUGAUAUAAGAAUUAAUGGAUCAAGUCAUUGCUAUUCUUGCUGAGGGCUGAAAUUUAUAUCAGUUUAGACCAGAAAAGACUGCACUUUCAGUAGCACAGCACUUGUGUCUCCUGAAACAUGAAUCUCACUCGGAGAAGUGCAUUACCAUGCAGCCUUUCAGGUAAAUUUGACUGGAGGACUCAGAACCGCUCCACUUCGUAAGACACCGAAAAUGCUUUUGCUCUGAAAUAUUAAUGUCAGUUCAAAUUCAGUGGUAGCAUGUUUAAAAGGAGGACAUCAUCCGCAAAGGACGAGCACUCUGAUAUGACCCAGGACUGUAAUAGCUCACUGCUGUAAUAAUGAGAAAUUGACAGUAUUUCUUUAAAACUCUUGUUUCAAUGAAGGCCAAGGGGUUCAGAGAAUCUCACCAUUGUGACCAGCGUCUGCUAUUCUUCUACAUACAAUUUCCCCUAAAUUCCUGUCCUUUUUGCACGUCUUUGAAGCGGUGCUGCCAUGCCUGCAGUACCACAUAUGGAAAGUAAUAAUCUAUGAUUAUCAAAUGCUUUUUACAUUUGAUAAUUUACAUUAGCACCCUAGAAAUAGUGAUCUUAUUAUAGCAGUUUCUUAUGUCACAUGGGAUCUAAAGGAAUACAAUAAAUAUUUCAUCUCUUCUGAAGUUCUGCAAGCUUUUGGAAUGUACUUGUAUUUUUCCAUGAUGAGUUGCUAAUUUAUGCUAAUUUGCUGGUUUUAUAGAGGCACAAAAGAAGCUCUAGUGUAAUGCAAAAGCACAAUUACAUAAACAGACAUUUAUAAAUUUAUAUGUUGUGCCUAUCGCUGACACACAUAAAGUCUCUGGCAUUAUAUCUGCAAGGAAGAGAGUAUGUGUUGCCCACUGAGAGCCUGCAGCUUGCUCAAACACCUCAACAGGGACUCGCAGGAGCUCUCUCUCAGAGAAUAGCCACCAACAGGUGUUGCAUCUUCCCCUUCUCUCUGUCUCUUUUCCUCUCUCCAGCACUGUCAGUACAUUUCUGCUGCCCCUUCAAUCUUUGCAGUCCCCUCUUGUUUCUCCCUGUGGUUGAUUGUAACAGACUGACUGUUGUUGUCUCCUGAAGGGGGGGCACACAGUACAGUUAUCCUACCAGGCCCAGGGACCCAGGCCCUCCCUCAUCACUCCCCCUCCUUCACCAGUGACGUGACACCCGAGAUUCAGCCCUUCACUAGCAAAGGUGAGCCUCCUCUUGUGUCUUUAUCCCUAAACCCCUCCCUGUCUGAUGCCUGGAGAUUCUCUCUUUCAGGAUGGAAGCCAAACAAAU